UGAAAACUCGUCUUGCAAGUAAUUAUAUCAUAAAGUUUUGCAAGGCAGUUGAAAAGAGCUUUGAAAGGUACAAUGGCAUUCUUGGGGAAUAUGGAACAAAUCACAAGUCUGUUGAAAUACAACUUAUGAGAAAAUUUACUUCUGACCAAUUUUUGAAAGACAUGCCAUUGCCUAUAAUUUUUCAAGACAAAUUUAAACCUAUAUUUGAAAGGCUAUUUAAGAAACAGUCUGGUACUUUAAGCGAAAGUACAUGCAGUAUUCCUAGUGUUGAAGGCACAAACAGUAUGUUAUCCACAAUGCUACUCUCUGUUGGUCCUCUAAAGAAGGGUGUUUGGGCCUGCAAAAGUUCUCUGUAUAACUGCUCAAAGUCUUAUGCGAGAGACUGCCUUGACCUUGAAUUUUUGCCAUAUUUGAAGGAAACUUAUCAUACUCUUUUUGAUGAAGUUGAUGAUGCAUCAGUGACAGCCCAAUUUGAAAGAUUUUCAUCGUGCUCAUUCAAUGCAGAAACAUUAGGAUCUAGUGGAACAAUUGGCAAAAGGUCAUCAUUUAUCUUGGCAAGAUGGUGUAAGCUUGGAGGAAGAAUAGAUGCAAGUGGAGUACAUUUGAGACCUGGAGUUAUUCGUUACUUUCUUAAGCAAAAUGUCAAGGUUGCAGGGGAGUACAUAUCAUGUAUUUUUGCUGUUGUUCACUGGUUUAAGGAGCAUCCUGCAAAAAAUGAAAUUGGUCCACCAAUAGAAAUAUGGUGUCGAGACAUUUUUGAGAUUGAUGGACCUGCAAACUAUAUUCCUGUUCAAAGAAUCCAUCAAAAAUUUGUACCUGCUAUAGAAACUUUCAAACGUGAAAAAGUCCUUGUUGUUUGCCCAUUGCCUAAAAAAAUUCAAGUAUAGGUGUACUAAAGUUUACAUAAUGAUAAU
Messenger RNA from Exaiptasia diaphana, 914 nucleotides. RefSeq lists its product as uncharacterized. The record is from RefSeq and is a predicted model, not a curated record. The transcript has 3 exons. Bases 126 to 887 code for a protein of 253 amino acids. NCBI's taxonomy places the organism in Eukaryota, Metazoa, Cnidaria, Anthozoa, Actiniaria, Aiptasiidae.